UUUUCUCUGUUGGAAAUGCGCAGGCGAAACGCAAUAUGCGGUCAUUCAAAAGCUUGCCGGCAACGCACUUAAAUUGAACGCUACUAAUCGAUCUGUCAUGUAAUGUUUUAGCAGUUGUCUUUUACGAAGCAUUUGAACGAACUCAGGUAUACAGGAAAUAUCAUUCCGCUGAGUGCACCGAAGAAAUUUGGUAAUGUUAGAAGAAUGCUCUUAAAUUGUCAGAGGAACGUCAAAACAAAAGUGAGGUAACACGCCCUGUGAGGUAAUGGAAGGCUUUAUAUCAGUCUGGGGGCGACAGGAAAACUGCAGUUUUUCUGGACAAGCUUAAAGGUGAACAAGCAAAAGCGAGAAGAGCUCUCUCAGUCAAAUGGAGUUUAGAAUGCUAUUUCUAUCUAUUACCGUGUUUGUUAUAACAACAAGACUAUCAUGCGUAAGUUCAAGAAUAAAACUGCGUGGAAGCGGCUUGCAACCGAGGAGAUACAAAGUACCAACGUAUUUCAAUCCAAGAGGAAGCUGCGACGGAAAUGCAGCUCCCACUCACAAGAGACUAGCUCGACUCUGGAGUAAACUGAGAUUUCAUCUGGCGGUUUUGUCAAAUGGAACACUGCAAGGGGUGAAUGACACUUAUUGUCAGCUGACAAACAGAUGUCUGUUUGAGCUUCAGUCUUGUGGAACUAGCCUAAUAAGAAUAAAGCAUGUAGAAUCAGGAUUGUAUGUGGCUAUCAAUAAAGCUGGAAAAGUUUAUACUACCACGAAAAGUCACAAAUUGGAUACAAUGUUCGUCCAGGAACUCCUUCCCAAUGACUUUUUUGUAUUUUGGUCUGAAAGAACUUACAGAAAAACGAAAAGGCUGAUGUAUUUAGCGCUGAAGAAAAAUGGCGCCACAAAAAACGCUUUAAAGACUUCAUCAAAGCACAAAUCAGUACACUUUAUGGUUAUGCAUUGUUCAAGACAUCGUAACCAACGGGCGACGCCAAAUUGCUGACGUAACCUACAAGAAACAGCGGGUGUGGACUGGUAUCAAGCGAGCCUCGACUCCUAACAAUGUCAAACCAUAACGUCAUCUUCCUUAGCAAAUCUCGAGCCAGGUCUCCAUAUUUCCGCACAAGUGGAAAAUCGACUUAGGAACGAGAAGGUUCGCUACAGGAGAUUCAAUUUAAAUAUGCAAAAGAACAUAGUGUACAAUUGUACCAUAUAUUUAUUGAACCAUUCUUGACAUUUUUCAGUGCAACACAAUGCGUUAAAAUACUAGCCAGUUUUUUACAUUAGUACACAAAAUGCUUGUCGCAUAUUUACACGAAAUAACAAGAUAAACUAUUUAUUUGUUUUAAAGAUUUUAAAAUCUAAGAUUUAGAAUGUAUUCAAAAUAGUUUUAAUACCUAGUGAAGGGAAAAUCCUUCUUAAUCGCAACUGAAUCUGCUAUAGGCAAUUUCUAUCAAAUCUUGCGCAUGAGGGCUGCUAACAUUAAUCCCACAAAUCUCAGACUUACGUUCCAGAACAGGAGCGCGAAAUUAAUUACCUUAAAAUUCUUAAUCUUCCAGAUCUGAUUGGCGACUGUCACUACCAGCAGCUCAAUAUUUCUUGUGAAUUAGUUAGGAGAAUUUGGAGUUUCAUCCAAGUGAUAAUUUUGUCGGCUCUCAUCUGCUGCAAGAAGUUGCAUGUAAUCAUACAAACUAGUUGAUGUUGGCUCUUCAAUCAGUCUUUUACAUCCCGAAAAGUUUGUAUUGUCCAUGGCAAAAUUAGGGGGAAAAAAUUGUGGAAUGAGACCGCGACAAACGCACGAAUCUUUCGCGACGUAGUUUACACGUUUUUACUCCGUGUUUAUAACACAACGGCGUUCUCAGGCUUGUGCGCGCGCCGUUGUCCUACAAUUUAUCAUAAAAAAUAUCUCAAAACAUUCUUCACUUCUCCCAUACUGCAUUAUCGUAAUGCCAUUUUCCCGGGAGAAGUUUUAUGUGAGCCUAUGACAUAAUUUUCGCAAAAUAAUAUUCCUAGAGCACCUAUUCCAGCUUUUUUUAAAACCCUUUCACUCCCAAGAUCUUAUUAGUAAUUCUCCUAACUGUCUGCCAAACAAUUCUCAUAUUAGUUGGGAGAUUUUGGUAUUAGAUUGAGUAGUAAUCCCCUAAUUGAUAUGUCUCUUUGUUCUCAUUACCUGUCUGCUUGAUGUUGUAUUGAUCACGUAAGGAGAAAUUCUAUCUUGGUAACUGAUGGGAAUUAAAGGGUUAAACUGCAGUAAAGGCAGGGCUACUCAACUCUAGAUCACCUCGAGUUAUAAAAUUUUCAAGUCACACUGACAGGUAAAUAAAAAUAAUGCCUCUUAAGUACUUUUACAUGCGUAACUAACCAAUGAUAAAUAAAAUUUGA
Messenger RNA from Pocillopora verrucosa, 2364 nucleotides. Its product is annotated as fibroblast growth factor 4-like. The record is from RefSeq and is a predicted model, not a curated record. Gene Ontology annotation, molecular function: growth factor activity. NCBI's taxonomy places the organism in Eukaryota, Metazoa, Cnidaria, Anthozoa, Scleractinia, Pocilloporidae.